Molecule: messenger RNA, 2507 nt
Organism: Micropterus salmoides (largemouth bass)
Lineage: Eukaryota; Metazoa; Chordata; Actinopteri; Centrarchiformes; Centrarchidae
Gene: smyd4
Product: SET and MYND domain containing 4
Exons: 10
Coding region: 94-2442 (782 amino acids)
Molecular function (GO): protein binding
Source: RefSeq, a predicted model, not a curated record
UGACUGUGGUUCUCUGACCGCUGCUAGCUGGCGCACGGACUCAAAAAAAAACAAAAACUGCCCUUCGGUGCUUAUGUGGUUCACUUAUAGUUCAUGAUGGAUCUUCCGUGUCCUCAGUGGCAAGAACAUGUUGCAGAGAAAUGGACCGGACUCGACCCUGAGCUAAAGGAACAUUUUACAUCCCUGCUUGAAAUAGAUGAUGUUUUCAAAUGUAGCCUAACUCUGACAACCCAAGAUGAUCUGGACUUCCUGCAGUCAAUCUCUGCAGGACACUCUGUACAGAAGCACACAGAGCAAGCAGCCAAAUGCAGGGAGAGGGGCAACUCUAGUUUCAAGACCAGAGACUACACAGCUGCCGCUCUGCACUACUCACAGGGCAUAUGUUUUGCUCCCCAACGUUCGGAGCAGCUGUCGUUGUGCUAUGCCAACCGCUCUGCUGCGCUCUACCAUCUGCAGCACUAUCAGGAAUCCCUUGAUGACAUUGACAAAGCUUUAAUUAACGGCUAUCCCUCUCAUCUUUUACACAAACUGGAGGACCGCCGCACACAGAGCCUCAAGCACCUGUCUGUAGAUCAAAAGGUAAAAGAGGUUCAUCAUAAUCCUGCCUUAGAAAGUCAUAAAGGUCCAGACAGAGUAAAAAAGGCAUCUUUUGGACUUCUCAAAUUUGGGAUUUGUCCUCAAGCUGCAGUUGUCUUCAGCCUGGAGAAAGGUCGACACCUGGUGGCUGCAGAGAGAAUAGCAGCUGGGGAGGUGAUCCUCAAUGACAGGCCAUACAGCUGUGUCCUUAUACCAGGGAUGGAGGAGGUGAAGGGGAAGGAAGGAAGGCAGAACAAAGAGAGAGGAGAGUUGUUUGGGAUGGAGCACAGGCGCUGUCACAGGUGUUUGACUGAGACGCUGUGUCUUGUGCCGUGUGAGGGCUGCAGUUACAGCCGAUACUGUUCAACUUCCUGUCAGCGAGAUGCCUGGGAAGAACAUCACCGUUGGGAGUGUCUACUGGGAGCAGAUCUGACGGUGAUGGGUGUGAUGUCACAGCUUGCUCUGAGGGUAACACUAAAGGCGGGGUUAAAAAACAUCCAAAUGGCCACGGAUGCAAUCAGAGACAAGCACACAAAGUCAGAGUCAAGCUGUCAAAACAGAGAGUCCAGUGAUUCCUAUCCAUGUCAUACUUCAUGCUUUGGUGACUCUUACAUGAGCGUGUUUCACCUGCUGCACCACCUGAAUCGUCACAGCCCCGAGUUGCGUUUCCUGUGUGCGGUUACCGUAGCAACACUCUAUCUAAAGCUCAGCAAGGCAGGACCUCCACCUGCAUCUUGGGACCUCAGCAGACCCUCAGGGGCAAACGGCCUCUCACCAGAAGAGAAGGGAGGUAUCGUGAAUUGGAGCUCGGAGCUGUGGCUGCUGGGAAGUGCAGUUCUGAGGCACGUCCUGCAGUUGAGGUGCAACGCCCAGGCAAUCGUCACGCUGCAAGAUACGGGAGCAGCAAACUCGCCAGUGCAGUCCAGCAGGGAAAUCCGCAUUGCUACGGCGAUAUUUCCAACUCUUAGUCUUCUGAAUCACUCCUGCUGUCCCAACACCAGCCUGGUGUUGAGCACUGGAACAAAUUCAGAUCUGCUUGCAGACCUCAGCGAGAGCGUAGCUGAGCUCACAAGCACAGCCCACGGAGUCAUAGCAACUGUCAGAGCAGCCAAAGUUAUUACUCCUGGCCAAGAGAUCCUUCACUGCUAUGGUCCUCAUAGCAGUAGGAUGGCAACCCAGGAACGCCGGCAUCUCCUGCAGGAACAGUAUUAUUUCCUGUGUCAGUGCGAGGCCUGCACUCUGCAGCAGCCGGAGCAGGAGGAGGGUACAGAAGGUAGACAGCACUGGUCAGAUGCUGGAGGCAGACUACAUGAGUCUGGACUUUUGUGUGGCAAGUGCAAAGGCUCCCUCAAAAAAAGCAGUGAGGACAGAGGAACAGGAUUUAUAUGUUCACAGUCAUCCUGUGGUCAUCUUAUGUCUACAGCUGAAGUGAGCCACAGGCUGCAGGAGAUCAGGGUCAACCUGGAGAAGGCUGUGGACCUCAUGGAGAGAGAGAGGCCAGAUGAGGCUCUGAGACUGUUGAGAAGGACUCAGUGUCAGUCUGGACUGAUCCUUGCAGGGACACACCCACUACAGGGGGAGCUGUCAGAUGCCACGGCGAGAGCAUAUGCUACAAUGGGGGACUGGAACAAUGCAGCCUCCCAUCUGGAGCGAAGCGCUGUAGCUAUUGGCUCCCAGUACGGAGAAGACAGCAUUGAAUUGGGUCGACAGCUCUUUAAAUUAGUUCAGCUACACUUCAAUGGUGGUGCCCGAGACCCAGCUCUCUCUGUUAUCCCCAAGGUCAGACAUCUCCUCUGCCUUCACUGUGGCCCUCGCUGUCAUGAACUACAGGAACUGCAAGCUAUGGAGGACUGUCUCCAGGUGUAGUCUUACUGCUACACAAGAGUUAAAAUCUUAACAAUAAAAUCACAGUUUUGAACUGCAAAAUCAGA